UGCUCACUAGUGACUGGUCUGCACGCGCACGUGUUAUUAUACCUUUACCAAUAAAUCCUAGCAGACUGACAAAUUCGGUUCGGAAAUGUUUUUAUGUUGAGUCAAAUAAUUUUUUAAUGUGCAUUUCCUUGACAAAAUGAAGAACAAUAAAUUUGAACGUGAAAAUAUUGUGUGGACCAAUCUCGAACUCAAAAAGCUCAUCGAAGAUGAAAAUUCUUGUGUAAAGUUAGUUAGAGCAAAAAAGCAUUUAGGGUUGCUUCCCUACCAUUUAAAUGAUCUCAAUGCUUCCUUGAAAGAAUCGAUGAAGGGUUUUUUGUAUUGCUACGAUCGCGAAUUAGAAGGAUCACUAUUAGCUUUCCAAAAAGGAAAACUUUUGACGAACUAUGGAGAUCUUAUGGGUGAUUCACCCUUCAUACAUAUUGAUAUAGAAGCAGAUUUUUACAUUUUCCAACCAAAAAUUGGAAAACCCUUGAAAGGAGUUGUCAAUAAAGUUGCUCCUAAUCAUAUAGGACUCCUAGUUCACAAAGGCUUCAAUGCCUCAAUUCCUAAACCAUUUGGUAACGAUAAAGAGUGGAUUGGUAACACAUUGUCCAUUGAUCAGGAAGUAACAUUUACGCCUACUAUUAUAAAUUUUAAUUCCAAGUGUCCCUAUAUUCGAGGAACUUUGAAUGAAAGUGAAUAUAAUUCUAAACAUCCAAAGAAAAUAGUUCCCAAAAUAGAAUUUGAAUCAGAGGAAGAACAAGUUAAAAGAGACAGCGAAAGUGAAGAAGAAGAGCUAAAUGAGAAGGAAGAAGAAGAAGAAGAAGAAAGUGAACAAGAAAGUGAACAAGAAAAAGAAACAAACAAAAAAAUAUUAACAAAAAUAAAAAAAGAAAUAAAAGAGGAGAUCCAAGAAGAAACGCAAGCAGAAAUUCAAGAAAAUAAAAGAACAGAAAAAAAAGGAAAAAAAGAAAGUAAAAAACGAAAACAAAGAGAAGAAGUAGACGAAGGAGAACAAGAAAUUGACAAACGAAAAAAGAGAAGAAUAAGUUGAACAAAUAUAUGCAUUUGAUUGAAUCAUUGUUGUUUUUUAUGUAUAAUAAACUUUGUCAUUGAAAAAAAGAAUGUAUUCCAUGUAUCAUAGUCCUUAUUAGUCUUAAUGUAUUUUCACAUAAAAGCAUGUAAAAACUGAGAUACAAGUAGUAAUGUUGUAAUAAAUUAGUUAUUUAAUUAAUUGAAUGUAUUCAGACAUUCACUAAAUGUUACAUAACUCCAAAAAUGGUUUAAGUACAGUAUUAUAACACAGCAGAAUAGAAGAAUAAU
Trichogramma pretiosum is the source of this 1302-nucleotide messenger RNA. Its product is annotated as DNA-directed RNA polymerase I subunit RPA43-like. Bases 137 to 1033 code for a protein of 298 amino acids. Gene Ontology annotation, biological process: DNA-templated transcription initiation. The transcript has 4 exons. Gene Ontology annotation, cellular component: RNA polymerase I complex. The record is from RefSeq and is a predicted model, not a curated record. NCBI's taxonomy places the organism in Eukaryota, Metazoa, Arthropoda, Insecta, Hymenoptera, Trichogrammatidae.